AUGGAAGCCAACUUCUUCCUCAAACCUCAUCAACUCACCGGCUUCAUCGCAACAACAGCAACGGCAACAGCAACCAUGGCUGGAAAGAAGAGUACGGCGUCUCGCGGUCCCACCGCCUUGCCCAAGUACCGGGGAACCGGCUUCGAAGAGUACUACGCCGAUCCUCCCAUGACGGCGGAGGAGGCCAGGGAAGAGAAGGAGAACAUCUACAACCCGUCCUUGCCCUUCGUCGAGCGAAUUCAAGCAUGUAUCCAACGCUUCCGCUCCCGCCGCCGCAUCAGUGGCUCCGAAGCCACCCAGCCUUUCAACCAGUACCUAUUUCUUGGCGGCGUCGAUACGUCUCCCCGUCUGUUCGGCGGUAACACAGAUCAAGACGUGCAGGACAUGACCCCAGACGAGCGCAGAACAGCAACGGCCACCGACGUCGUUUACAACUCCGGUGGCGGCAGUCGAUUCUACAGCGCAGACGAUCCCGAAGGCUGGGAUGUCGACUUCGCGGGUGUCGUCGCUGGCUUUCUGUCGGAGAACUUGGCGGCGAGCACCAGCUGGGACUACCUCCGCAUGGGAAAGGCCAUUGGCAUCAUUGAGAACUUUCUCAACUACGUUCUGCAACACGACGUCUGUCCCGAGUACGCGGACAAUAUCAGACACGCCCUCAGCUACUGUGACAGAGCCAAGAUCGAUCUUCCCCUCACUCAUCAGGCUCUGAUCAGCUUUCCCGGUCAGUUCAACCUGGCGAUGUGCGAGCUGUUCUGCCCCGAUUUCUUCUUUAUCAACGAAGGCGAAGGCGAAGGUGAAGGCGACAAUCUGGCUAGUUUCAAGCGCCGCGAUGACUUCAACCCAGCCGCGGUCGCAAAGCUGGCGCUCGCUGUUGGCGUGGUUCACAUGGGCGUCGACAAGGUGAAGGCAGGCAUGAUGCUCCGUGCUGUGGACAACAUUGAGAAGGCAAAAACGACCGAUGAGGCUUCAGUCAAGGUGCCCAAGGUUCUUGGUGAAGAGAAUUGCAGUAUGGAGGUUGCCGACAUUCACCGCGCUCCCAAGUCGUUGUGUGAAGCUAUUGGAGGCAUCCGAGUCGGUGAUGACAUGACAUACGGUUUCACUGCCAUGGGCAAGCUCGUCCUUCGGCCUUGUAUCAUCCAGGAUGGAUACGACCAUGGCGACGACGGCAGCAUCGAGGCGACGAAGGCCAACGACGGAGCCGACGAGAGAACCGACGUUGAAGCUGGCACCAGCGAUGUCCUUCACACUUUCAUCGUCGACGACGACAUACUCGGUCGACUACAGCCCGGCUUCAAAAUGCAGCUGUGCAUUGUCCACCUGGACAACGGCGUCUCCUUCAUCAAGCAGGUGCGAUCGAUCUUCGUGGCAUGGCAUACUUUUCUUCCUCAGAAUUUGAUGGCUCAUUUCAAAGAGCCAGUGGCUAACGAUCGUCCCGCCCCUUCCGUCGCCAACCCGAACGCGGAAGAGUACGAUGAGUCUCUGGAAAAGAGCUUUGGUAGCGCAUGA
This is a messenger RNA of Colletotrichum karsti, 1506 nucleotides long. RefSeq names its product argonaute siRNA chaperone complex subunit Arb1. Gene Ontology annotation, biological process: regulatory ncRNA-mediated gene silencing. The transcript has 4 exons. Lineage: Eukaryota; Fungi; Ascomycota; Sordariomycetes; Glomerellales; Glomerellaceae. Gene Ontology annotation, cellular component: ARC complex. The coding region runs from base 1 to 1506 and encodes 501 amino acids. The record is from RefSeq and is a predicted model, not a curated record.